Mizuhopecten yessoensis (Yesso scallop) is the source of this 4673-nucleotide messenger RNA. RefSeq names its product myelin regulatory factor-like. Gene Ontology annotation, biological process: positive regulation of DNA-templated transcription; protein autoprocessing. Gene Ontology annotation, molecular function: DNA-binding transcription factor activity; sequence-specific DNA binding. Gene Ontology annotation, cellular component: nucleus; endoplasmic reticulum membrane. The transcript has 21 exons. Lineage: Eukaryota; Metazoa; Mollusca; Bivalvia; Pectinida; Pectinidae. Bases 781 to 4116 code for a protein of 1111 amino acids. The record is from RefSeq and is a predicted model, not a curated record.
GGAAUGCCAGUGUUAGGGAUAUUUGGUUUUGACAGUUAAGACAAAUCGUAUCAGUGAGUGACAGAGUUUUAGUACAGCGGUGCCUGUUACGACCAGACACGAAUUGUCACAGAGUACGGCUCGGCCCUGAGGUAUACACAAAAUUGGUCUCUACACAUACGGCCCUACAUACAACACUACAGACUUAAAUGGAAGUCAAUAGGCCUCAAUCUCCCUGCCCCUUCAAUGGAAUAACAAUGACAUGCAUCAUUGCUCUGGACACGGGAUAUUUCGGGUCAUCUCUCGGGGCAGGUUUUAGGUAAUUACCUGUGUGUGGACACCUUGAUUCUGGGUGUAUCUACUUGAGUCCGGGUUAGGGAUAUGUUUGAAAGUCUACUGUCAUCAUACUAUCUAGAUUGGGGCUGUGAUUAUCACCUACUACUGUCUGCAUUAUCUUCUGACAGGCCAAAAGUUCAAUUGAUUCUUUGAUUUUAAUCAAGUUUCUGCGGAUGUGCUUCAGUGAUGCUGGGAUGUUAAAGUGGGUGAAUUUCGGUCGUAAACUUGAUCGCAGAAAUAUGUGGAAAAUGUACUGGUCAGUGGUGAUUGUGUUAUAGCUACAAGUUGAUGAGAGUGAACAGGUGUGAAUUCAUACAGGGAUUUGUCCAAACGAACACAGGGGCUUAAAUAUAUACAGCGCCUCCAGGAAAUAUUACCCAAAUAAGAUGUUUCAGAUGAAAUUUUGUUGGAUGUAAGAGUUCGAGACAGUUCUGUGUAUUGGGCUACCUGUACGAAUAUCUAUAUAUGUACACCGGAUUGCCAGCAGGUAUCGGCAUCAUGUACAGAUGCCUGCCAGAUGAAGUCAUUCCUGCAAUGGCGUACAGCAACACAGGGCGCCCGCAGGUGUGUCAACAGCCACCGGACCUUUGCUACCCCAGUAAGACUGUGUCUCUGGCAGCGCCCUGUACCACCUCCAAUGGGGUCAUGAAUGGCCACAUGCAUAACAUGCAUUACUCGUGUCCCCCCAUCACUUCGAUGGAUGGACAAGGAGGCUACGACAACCCAGCCAUGCAUCCGUUGCCAGACAGUCCCCCAGACUCGGAACCCUAUUCCCCUCCCGAUGGACACCGCAACCUUCAUGUGACAUCCUCGGAAAGCAAGUUUGGAAUUGUGAACUCUGCAAACACGAUGAACCAGCAUAUGUAUGGCCCGCCACACCACCGGCCACCAGGGGUGCCUCCAGGGAUGCCACCAGGGAUGUCGCCAGGGAUGCCGCCUAAAAUGUCCUCGGGGUAUAACGAGCCGCCAUCCUUGAACCAUCUCCUCCCAGUCUCGCACGUACCACCCCCCAUCCCUCCGUCCACUGUCACCUGUGCCACGCCCGUGCCCCUGCCUACCUCAUCGCAGAUGAACAACCCACAAGUCCUCUCCCCUCCUAACAUGAGCCCAAAUAUGCAUGGAAAUGCGUCUGCUAAGAAGAGGAAGUACCCAGAAAACACCGGUGCAAGUCUGACAAGUGCACUGUUCAAUACUAACAGAAACAACGGAUCAAUGAGCAUAAAACAGGAACCAAAUGCCGUUCCCGCCUCAGCGUUCCCGCCCUACAUGGUAGACUAUGAGGAUGACCAGUAUAGUAACUGUUACGACCCUGAAUCCAGUAACGGUUACCUUGAGAGUCAGUAUCAGGUCAUUAAAUGGCAGCCCUUCCAGGUACAGAAGUGGAACGUCCUCACAGACGCCAACCUCAAAGACCUGCCUCCCCCGCAGUACAGAGUCGACUCGGACAAAGGUUUUAAUUUUUCGGUGUCGGACGACUCCUUUGUUUGUCAGAAAAAAAAUCACUUCCAGGUAACAGUUCAUAUUGGAAUAGGCGCUGAACCCCGAUAUGUUCGGACGACGGAUGGGGUCAAGAAAAUUGAUUGUUUCUGUAUCCAUUUCCAUGGAGUGAAGCUCGAGUCCCAAAGCCAGUUGAUAAAAAUAGAACAGUCGCAAUCUGAUCGCACCAAGAAGAUGUUCCACCCGGUCAAGGUUGACCUGCUUCCGGACCAGACUAACAAAGUCACUGUUGGUCGGCUUCAUUUCAGCGAAACAACGUCUAACAACAUGAGGAAGAAAGGCCGGCCGAAUCCUGACCAGCGUUACUUCCAACUCUCGGUGACCCUCUGCGCUCACAGUGGAGAAAACAGCUAUAUGGUAGCUGCAAAUGCAUCGGAGCGUCUUAUUGUCAGAGCAUCCAAUCCUGGCCAGUUUGACAGUGACGUUGACGUGCUAUGGCAGAAGGCACAAACCCCCAACGGAGUUUACCACGAGGGUAGGGUUGGAAUCAACACUGACCAUUUAGACGAGGCGCUGACCGUUAAUGGCAAUAUAAAACUGACCGGUCGCAUUCUCCAGCCAUCAGAUAUCAGAGCUAAAGAGGACCUUAAGGAGAUGGACUCCAAGGACCAGCUCAAGAAGGUUUCCCAAAUGAAGAUUUACCAUUAUAACUACAGUCCAGACUUUGCCGAGAGUGCGGGAAUCCCGGAGGACAAGCGAGGAGAUACUGGAGUCAUCGCACAGGAAGUUAGGGAGGUCCUGCCUGAUGCUGUUAUGGAAACAGGCGAUGUCCUUCUACCAGGGGGUCAGAAAAUACAAAAUCUUCUCGUCGUAAAUAAGGAACGCAUAUUUAUGGAAAAUGUUGGAGCUGUAAAAGAACUUUGUAAACUAACAGACAACCUUGAGGUCAGAAUUGACGAGCUCGAGAAGAUGAAUACAAAAUUAUCCAAACUGAAACGAUUUGAUAGCAUCAAAUCAACAGUUAGCUCCAAGUCCAGCUGUAGCGUCAGUACCAUCAGUUCAAUGCCAAAAAGAACCUCCCAACGCCAUCCACAUCAUUCACGCUCCGUCCCUUACAAGGAGCACAAGUCUUCUAACGGGACCCCUCGGCCCGCCCCCACCUCGACAGACAGCCAAGGAUGGUGUAGUAAUCGGUUCAUACAGCUCACAAUCAUCACACUUAUACUCAUUAUGGCCUUCUGCCUAAUUGCCAUCACCAUUUUGUACAUAAUGGAGCGGAACAAAGAGUCGGGUAAUGUCACAAACAACCACAACUACAUCAAUUCUGCCACUCCCAGUCUCAACGCCGGGCACUCACAACCAAUCAGCGGGAAAAAUAUGUCCAGUCGUGGUCCAUUUGGGGUCAUCACCACGCCUGUACCGCCUGUUACAUCAGAGUCAGCGGUUGUGACUUCACAUAUGGUCACGCCUUCUUUUACGAGAUCACCACUGUUGAUCAUUCCUCCGUACCCGCAGUGUGACCCGAACACAACCUGUAACGAGAGACAGUGCUGUCCCCCUCCGAUACAGCAUGAUCAGGAAGGGCCGAUGUAUGUGCCCUGGACGCAUCAUAACAGGAACCAUGUUGAAAAUGAUGAUAUCCCUGCAACAGAUGCCGUACCUCAGUCUGUUGAUAACAACACACAGAGAAACAGUAGUAACCCGAGUUACCGCCUGAUCACAGACAACCCGGUAACACCCAGCCCAGUCACACCCCGCCCUUCACAACAGACUGGCAAUGCCCUGCCACAGGACAACACAGUACCAGUGACAGUGAAGCCCGUGGAUCAGCAACCUAAUGUGAUCGUCAACACCAUUGACGAGUCUAACACGGACACCCAGGGUUACAACUAUAACAACGGCGACACCAACAGUAACGAGGUCAAAGUGUCCCACAGACGUAAACGCUUCGUCACAACAGACCAGCUGAAGGCAACAGUUUUUCUUAAAGAGCUGAACUUUGAGUUUGACUCCAAGUUUUGCAGUAACUGUACGAAUACUAACAAGACCUACAUACUGAGGUUGAGCCAAUACUUUGGAUUUGAACCGGUUACCAUUAAGUUCAACCUUGAAACAGAUAUGACCGUUUCCAUGUGUUUAAAUGUUUCUGAAACAAGCUGCCUUGUGAAUCCUGGUCAGAUGGAAAUACAGCACGAGUCGGAAUAUGAGUGGAAGAUGCCUAUUGGGAGCUACUUUUACAGCGCCUUCCGCUUCAGGGUCACAUCCAGGGACCAGAAUUCUCCGUGCACACUUCGUCCCGAGGAUACAGCCAACCCCUUCAUAGAGUACAACCUAAACUUCGAGAGGACUUGUGACGACCGGUGAACUGUCUAAACAAGUGGUCGAUUAAUAGCUCAACACAUUCCGAUAUGAUGUUCUAGCUAUCGAGCGUGACGUAUUUAUGUUGACCAUGCUUGUAAAAGUUACAUUACGCUGCACCGACCACCAAUCUAACUAUUGUGAAUGUUCUAGGUCAAUGUAUACUGAUAUAAAUACCUUGAAGAUGACGUUCCUUGUAACAACUGAUUCAACGCCGAUAGACUGGUCCUCAGCAACAUGUAAGCGAUUUACUCGAAUUCACCGGAGGUCAUUCAGUGCAGCAGUAAGGCAGCCUUCAAACUUUUGUUUGUCAGGGGACAAUAAUACUUUCUUGUGGAUGCCCUAGAUAUUUAUUGUCAGAUUAUAUAUAUGUCAUUGUGGAUCAUGAACAAUAAACUAUAUUAGCAUCUGUGUCAUCUAAACAGAUGGCAUUCUAGGGGCCUUUGAACUGAUGAGGACCAAGAAUGGUUGAACCUGACCAGGCAUAAAAUUAUCCAUUAAGAAUUUUCUAGUGAGAUUGAUCAUUAAAGGUAUUUGACGCAAAAUCUUAUUUUUUCUCUGGG